Molecule: messenger RNA, 3973 nt
Organism: Rhincodon typus (whale shark)
Lineage: Eukaryota; Metazoa; Chordata; Chondrichthyes; Orectolobiformes; Rhincodontidae
Product: synaptogyrin-1-like
Exons: 4
Coding region: 37-699 (220 amino acids)
Cellular component (GO): synaptic vesicle membrane; neuromuscular junction
Source: RefSeq, a predicted model, not a curated record
GUAAGGACCUUGGGGAGGUAAAAGGAAGGGAGGGAAAUGGUCAUUGGAUUGGGAACACUCCAGACAAUGAGCAAUGUCAACUCGCAGUCAAGCAAGCUCUUUUCGAUUGUUGUUUUCGGAUCAAUUAUCAACGAAGGUUAUAUGAACCGACCCACGGAGGUGGAACAGCACUGCAUCUUCAACCGGAAUCCCAACGCCUGUAACUAUGGCAUCACCAUUGGCGUGCUGGCCUUUCUCGGGUGUAUGGCCUUCCUCGCCCUCGAUGCUUAUUUUCCGCAGAUCAGCAGCGUGAAGGAUCGGAAAAAGGUGGUUCUGGGGGAUAUUGGAUUUUCAGCGUUUUGGUCCUUCCUGUGGUUUGUGGGAUUCUGCUUCCUCACCAACCAAUGGCAAGUGACAGAUCUGGAGAAGGACGACCCGUUAAAGGAAGGAGCCGAUGCUGCUCGAGCUGCCAUCACUUUCUCCUUCUUCUCAAUCUUCACCUGGGCUGCUCAGGCUUUCCUGGGAUACCAGCGGUACCGCCUGGGGGCCGACUCUGCUCUUUUCUCACAGGAGUACACAGACCCGAGCCAGGACAGCUCUGCUCCUUAUGGCCCAUACCUCUCCGGUGAUGAGAUGGAAGCCCCAGGCUCUUACCAGCAGCCACUCUCAACAGGAGCCUACACGAGCAGCUCAGAGGGAUACCAGACGCAGGAUUACUGAGCAAAGCAACAGCCAGGAGGGAGUAAAACCAGAAUGACAAUUCCUCCCUCACACACAACCUUUACACAUUUUACUGGGCAACCCUUGGUUUAAAUGAGAGAAAGCUCUGACACACCACAAGUGUGUAUCAUCACUGGAUCAGGGUUUCAUAUCCUUGAGUUUGAUUCACAUGUUGUAACUCCUGCAGGUGCUUAAGCGGAAUAUAAAAUACUUCCACAUUGUCUGGUCUGUUCUCUAAGACAUGACCACUUGAGUGCAGAUAAUUUUUGAUGGAAUGGAAUAUAUAUGUGUAUAUAUUUAUUUUAAUUAAAGGUUUAUUUAUUGAUUCUGGAAGACAAGUCAGCAGCUGGAAACUUGCCCACUCCCCUGAUGUGCCCACCUAUGCCAUCUCCUCUCUGCAAAUUCGCUGCCCUUCCUCCCAGCUCCCUGUGCACAGAUAAGAUCUGUGCACAGCACUGAUACUGACAGGAGGUUGAUCUGCUGGUGCUGGUGCUGGGGGAUGAGGACUGGAGCGAACGAGUGUGUCUGGGACCCAGCUUUCACUGGCACUGAGGUGUGGAACAGGGGAUUGUUCAGGAUGCUGCUUCAACUGGUGUUCACCAGGGGCAUGGGACAUUGUAGGGGCCAGAGUCGGAUGUGAAGGAAAGCUAUUCUCAUUUACUGAAAAGCACAAAGUAACAAGCUAAGCAAUUUUUUUUGCGGGGGAGGGCACGGUGAAAAGUGCAGAGAUUUCUGUCCACUCAAGAAGCCCUUACAGAUGAUCAGAGACAGCGUGUCCCCUGGUCCAGUUAUUUUAAACAGGGGGAAGGGGUUGGGAAAGGGGUCGCGAUGGUGUAGGUGGGGGAAGGUGAAAAUGGAUGUGUGCUCAACUUGAUCUGUAGCCUGAGAUUUCAAUAGUGAGGGAUAGUUCACCUCUGUUAUGGCACUGGGACCAGGUAGGCAUUGCCCUGUGCGUAUGUGUGGGAGAGGGGGUAUGUGGUCACAUGAGUGUGUGUGUUGUGUAACUUCCCUUUUGACUUGUUCCCUUCCCCCCCCGGUCCAUCUCUCUCUUUCUCAUUCUCCAUCUCUCUCUUUCUCACUCUCCACCUCAAUCUUGUGCACUCUCUCUCUGUCCCUCCCUUUACCUCAAGGUCUAGGGAAUAUCCUGUGUUUCUGAACACGGCCAUAGGGCUGGACGCAGCUGAAAGGUAUGUCCUUGUGUUUUAUUUGGAAGCUGGAGGGGGGAGGGUAGUCAGCUGUCAUUGACCUCAGUAAUCUCUGAGUUUGGUAUGUGGAGCAGACAUCAACCUGAGUUCCUCCUCAUGGACGUUGAAUGGAUAAUUGACCACCUCAACCCAGCCCCCCUCUCUCCCUCCCCUCCCUCCCUCCCCUCCCUCUCCCUGCAAGACUGCAGAGUGUAUGUACGGAGCUCAGCAGCCAGAGAUAGUUACCUAUCAACAGGUGGGAGCAGAGGUGCAGAAAGAUCCUAUGGUAGCCCAGCAAUGAGUCAAGGUUCUUUGUGGUUUUGGGGGCUGUAGAUCAGUGAGAAUGGUGCUAGGGCAGUAGUUGGCCAUUGGGUGGUUAUUAAUUGGCAUCAAGAGGUCUCUGUGCGAUUGACACCGUACAUGUGACCUAAACUGUGUUAACACUAUGAUCAAUACCAGCAGGUGUUAGGAAAACCCAUGUCCAUGGAGCAUGGUCUGAGAGGCUGUGUGUCCAUCCAGAACUGUCUUAUCAAACCUCACUUUACACAUUGCCUAGUAUUCUGUGUACAGAACAGGGGAAACUGCAAUUAAACUACCGAUCCUUAACAAUGGUAAACAAAAAUGUAUAAAUCUGUAUUUCAUAUAGUAUUUUACUGUUGUAUUUAAAAAAAACUUUUUAUGUGUUACUAUGGAUACCAGGCUAGGCCCAGGCUUUCUGAGGUAAUGCUGCCAAGGGAAGGCAUCCAGAAACUUCCAUCCAUAAAAGAUAACACUACAAAAAUAACUUCAAAUAUCAAAAACACCUGAUCUAUUUCUUCAGUUUCUGUAUUGAGAGUCCAUGGAAUGGAACAGAAUCAGUGACUGUAAAAGAAACGUGUGGGAAAUUGGCCAGUGAUCAUUGAGUGGCCAAGUUGGCAGCACCACUCCUGACAGUCUCUCUCUCUCUUUUGUCCCUCAUUAGCUUGGUGAGAGAAGUUUUGGGUGAGAUACAGUGUGGGAGAGAUUGCGAAGUGCAGGACAGCAAGUGUGAAAGCCUGCAGAUGUACCUGGUCUGGUUCACUCUGACCUCUCCUAUGUUUUGAUUGGCUCUUAUGCAAGAGGGCAUUCGAAACGAGCAACUGACUGGUCACUGCUGCAUUCUCAUGUCACUUUGCAUGUUCGAGUCCCAAGCUAGAUACUUGAGCCCAAAAUCUGGGCCGAUCCUUCUGGUAUCUGUACUGAGCCUUGCACUAUAAGCUGUGCUGCCUUCCCAAUAAGAGAGCCUAUUGAUGCUGUCAGCUGGAGGUGAAACAUCCCAAACCUCUGAUUCAGAGAAGGGCACAGAAGAUCUCCCCUUGUGUCCUGGUCCAGUAGUUUCUCUUUCAACUGGUAUCACUAAAUCAAAUUGCCUGGUCAGUACCAUGUUUGAAAUUUAUGGGAUCUUGCUUUGCACAAAUUGACUGCUGCGUAUCCCACAUUGCAACAGUGACCACAUUCUGAAAAGUACAUUGUUGCUGGUAAAGAGGAUUGAGAAAUUCUGAGCGCUAUAGCAAUGUCAGUUCAUUGUUCCUUUAUAAUCAGUCUAGGAAUUGGCUCCCUCCCUUAGCAACGGUUACCUCGGAUAGUCAGGGGUAUGUAAAGGGAUAGGUUGGCCUGGGGCUGGAGAUGCUGUCGAGGAGUAUUGUUGGGAUUUGCUGAGCCCUGCUGGGAGUGUGGCCUGUCCCAUUGUGUCACUGUCCCCAUCUGCUGGGCUUAAACUUACCCUCAUCACAUUGCUGCUCGCCAGAUUCGUCCCAUUCCGAUCAUCCCUGGAGUGAUUGAGGGUAAAGGGGAUGUUACGAGUGUGAACCAGCCCCAGUCUGUCACUGUUUGUCCAAUCCUGGACUCUCCUUCCACCAGACAGCAUACUGCACUAGCCACUAACUUAUUGCAAACUCUGUGUGUAGCAUUGUGUAUAGAAUUAAUUGUGUAUAACAUGGAGCCCUGUGUCUUUAUAUAUUGUUGCUGCUGUUGUGUGUCCCACACAUUGCAGCCUGUGUUUGUGGUAUGUUGAGCAGAUAUUAAUUAUUUAUCUGUAAAAUUGUGAUUCUCAAUAAAAUGUUUCAAGUAGA